This is a messenger RNA of Tripterygium wilfordii, 1083 nucleotides long. Its product is annotated as protein Abitram. Lineage: Eukaryota; Viridiplantae; Streptophyta; Magnoliopsida; Celastrales; Celastraceae. The record is from RefSeq and is a predicted model, not a curated record. The transcript has 7 exons. Gene Ontology annotation, cellular component: nucleus. The coding region runs from base 157 to 696 and encodes 179 amino acids.
CAGAGUAGAGAGAGUUGGGCCACACGACGCUGAAAAUCGAAUCCAAUGAGCGAUCACCGGCACCACGAUGAAAACGACGGACGAGAAGAAGCUGCAGUGGAAACUGAUCCGACCUCACAAUCAAAGCAACAACGGUAGCAACUAGAAGAAGGAAGCAUGCAAGAAGAUCACGAAUUGCGCAAGCUUCUGGUGCCGGACAUUGGAGAUCUUCCUCUUAUUCCUCCCUCAGCCGUCGAAACUAACUUCGCCUCUUACUUCGCUGCAGAUUUUAUGAAGCCAGGACAUGAUCAGUAUAUUUACCGCCAUGCAAACGGCUUGUGUGUGAUUGGCUUGGCUUCUACACAUGUUGCUUUUAAGGAUGAAGGAGGAAUCACAGCUGUUGAUUUCAAUGUUGGCAAAUCUGAUAGGAGUGGCGUGAAAGUCACUGGGAAGCGAAGAGGAAUUAAUGCACAACUCUUUGAGUCGAAUACAGCUUUGUGUAAAGUUUGCACGAGCACUUCUUCUUUUAUUGUCAGGUGUUGCGUUAAAGGCUCUCUGUUGGAAGUGAAUGAUAGAUUAAUUGAAAAACCAGAAUUGCUUAAUUCUUCGCCUGAUAGAGAAGGGUAUGUUGCUAUUAUCAUGCCAAAGCCUGCAGAUUGGCUCAAGAUUAAGGGUUCUUUGCUGAGCCGUGAAGAAUACAAGAUAUUGAGAGGGUAAAGGCUUAACAAUUGAAAAACUUGGAAUCAUCUCUGGACUUGUACCUUGAAAGAAUGCAACAAUGAAAGGCAUCAGCAGCCUCACUAAAUUGCAUGCUUUGACUAGAAUCCCUCCACCAUUGGUGCUUGAGACAUUCCCCAUCAGGUUGACCUUUUUACUCUCUUUAACAUUUGUAGUUCUCAGUCAGAAACCGAAGGAUCAUCUGGUGCUUUUGCAGUUUUGUAUCAUUAGUGAAAUUUAUUUGGCAAAAAAUUAUUAUUGCCAUGAUCUAAACAAGAUUAAUUAUUGAGUGAUUUGGUAACUUUUUUUUUCUUAAGACUUUUCUCUGUUAGUACACCUAUUGAUUUUAAGCUACAUAAUAGGAUGGCCAUCCCUGUCAUCGGUCAC